Molecule: messenger RNA, 960 nt
Organism: Symbiodinium sp. CCMP2592
Lineage: Eukaryota; Dinophyceae; Suessiales; Symbiodiniaceae
Source: the annotation of a GenBank genome assembly
AUGGAGUUCUGCACGGUGCAAGUGCAGCUGCUGUCCGGGAAGGUUUGUGCUGAGAGACGAAUGCCUCGCUGUUACCGCGUUUCUUCGGUUUUGGAAGAUUUGCCUACCGUCGAGGAAACGCCAGACCUUCUUGCCAAGCGCGUGCUGCUCUUGGAUGGACGCAUCCUGUUGGCCGAGGAGGUGCUAGGAGAGCUCGAUGCGGCCGGCACGGGCAGCUUGGUGCUGCAGUUGAUCUGGCAAAGAGACCGGCAGGUUGUCCGCACGGAGCAACGGGUCCCAAAGCCUUUGGUACUCAACCUCGCCAUCUGGGGGGGACCAAAUGUUGGAAAGACAUCGCUGUUCCACCGCUACACCCACACGGAGCGAUACGACAUGGACACUUGCAAGUGGGUUCACCUACUCGUGAAUGGUGACGUUGACGUCUGUCUCUUCCUGUUAGAUAACUGGCCGAAACCCAUGUGGAUCAGCAGGGAUGAAAUAACUAGGCGAAUGAACGGACUAUUUGUCUUCGACCUGACUGAUCGGAACUCUUUCCGCCAGGUCCAACGCUUUCUGGCUUCGGACGACCAGCGGGAGCAGCGGUUGCGAGUGCUAGUCGGCAACAAAGCCGACCUCGUCGACCGGCGUGCGGUCACGUGGGAGGAAGCGCAGGCAUUUUCCGCCCAGGUGGGCGCAGCCUAUUUCGAGACGUCGGCCACCGAGGGCACUGGCAUCGAGGAGGCGGUCCACCAUGCCGUGCUGCAGGCUUUCGACAUGCGCCGGGAACAGAAGCUGCCGGCACUCUUCGGAAACCUUCUUGAAGCUCAACCUGAGCUCGCCCGUGAAGAAGCUCAACCUUGGGUCGCCUCUCCGGCGUCCCUGUCGGGGCGAGUACUCCGAGCUGUGCGAAAAGGAUGCCCACUGUUGUUAGUAUUGUCACUGUUCAUUCUUGCAAUUAUUGUGAUGAAUUAUGAACCCUAA